This is a messenger RNA of Lytechinus variegatus (green sea urchin), 2626 nucleotides long. It is a transcript of the gene sugp1, whose product is annotated as SURP and G-patch domain-containing protein 1-like. Gene Ontology annotation, molecular function: RNA binding. Gene Ontology annotation, biological process: RNA processing. Bases 180 to 2045 code for a protein of 621 amino acids. The transcript has 12 exons. The record is from RefSeq and is a predicted model, not a curated record. NCBI's taxonomy places the organism in Eukaryota, Metazoa, Echinodermata, Echinoidea, Temnopleuroida, Toxopneustidae. Gene Ontology annotation, cellular component: nucleoplasm.
ACGAUAAUACUACUGUUUCUUUACAAGUUCAUUCGGGCUCUGCUCAGUCCUGAAAACGACGGGAAAUAUUUGAAAUAUUUAGGCCUUCCUACUCCUCUUUUUGGUGAAAUAUAGUGUGAUUCAUGGUUUUAUGAUUGGUCAACCUUUACACCAGGAGUGAGCAGUACCACUUGACUCUGAUGACCAUGGCAUUUUCUUUCAAGCAUGGUGCAGACAAAGGGGCUGCCAAGGCCAGUUUCCAGGAUAAAAUGAAGAGCUUGAGUGAUCAGGAGCGGAUGCUUUUACAAAAGAGACAGGAAAUUGAGAGGAAGAUGGCCCAGAAGAAGAAAGAAGCAGCGGCAGCAGCAGCCUCCCAAGCUGCCGCUGGAGCAAAAACAAAGACACCUCCUGGAGGGGCUACUUCAGCUUUAGCCCGAUUUAACCAAUCGCGGAAGACAGCGGUCACAUCAAAUACGAAUGCCACUCAAUCCAAACCACCAGCUGCUCCUAGUCCUACCCAAAAUACAUUCUCAAACGAUGGCAGCUUCAUGGCUCAGUUCAUGAAAAUGCAGCAAGAACAACAGAAGAAGAAAGCAGAAUCAAUGGCAGCGAUAAGUCAGCAGCCCCCUCCACCGCCUCCUCCUGCCACACACUCCGCGCCGCCAGCCCAGCAGAGCUUCUACCCACCGUUGGGUGCACAGAUGAGACACUUUGCAGAAGAGAAGGCAACACUGGAGAGUAUACCUUUGCCACCCACCCCGGAAGCAGUGCCCCAAACCAGCAAAGCCAAGUCACCCACCAGCCCUGUACCCCCAAACAGACCCAGCACUUCUGCAGUCCGGGCCAAGAUUAGAGAACAGCGGGAGAGGCAGAUAGCCAAUGUCUUUGGUGAUUCCAGCUCUGACGAGGAGGAUGAAGGACAGGGAGUGUCCGAAAAACAGGCUUCUGAUGUUGUCUCUCCGCCAGAGGACGUGGAUCUGAAGGAGCUGGUGGACCGUAUCGCCAGGCAGGUAGCUGAGGGAGGGGACGCAGUGGAGGCCGUUCUUCUGAGCACCUACCGGGACAUACCAAAAUAUAGGUUCAUGCAUGACAAGAGCAGCCCUGCCCAUGGAUACUACAAGACCAAACUAGCUGUGUUUCGUCUAGCAGCUAGGGCCUCCUCCCGUGUUGCACCACCAGCCCCGGCUCCUCCACCACCAUCAGCACCCAUGUCGGCAGCAUCUCCUAUGUCAGCAGCAGCAGCUGCGGCGGCAGCGGCUGCAGCGUCCAUCUCUCAGCAACUUGGGAUGCCAUCCUCCUCGGGGGCUGAGGCAGCGCCGGUGAGGAAGAAGAGAAGCCGAUGGGGUGAAACGCCGGAGGAUGCGCCACCCGUGAAGCAGCCAGCCCAAGGCCUGCUGAAGCCAGUCAAUCCUGUUGGUAUGAUAGGGACAUCAGAACUGAGUGAAGAUCAGCAGAGACAGCUCAAAGAACAACAAGAGAUGCAAAUGUUAUAUGAGAUGGUGAUCAAAACCCAGAAAAGAGAAGCAGAGCUGAUGAUGCAACAGAAAGGCAAAGAUCCGGCCAGGAAGUAUGAGUAUGACAGUGAUGAGGAUACAGAGGGAGGGACCUGGGAACACAAGGCAAGAGCGAAAGAAAUGGACGAAACACGAAAGAAAGCAGAGCUGUUAACGAGUAUAAACAGAGGGAAGCACUUCAUCGGUGACUUCUUGCCUCCGGAGGAACUUGAGAAGUUCAUGGAAACCUUGCACGCUCUCCAGGAAGGCCGGACACCAGACUACUCGGAAUACAAGGAAUUCAAGAUCCAAGCAGAUAACAUCGGUUUUCAGAUGCUGCAGAAGAUGGGUUGGAGUGAAGGAGAGGGUUUGGGCAAUGAGAAACAGGGUAUUACUGCACCUGUUAGGAGGGGAGAUCGCGUAGUUGAAGGAGUGGGUUUUGGCGUUGAGAGGCCAGAGAAACUCAACAGAGAUGAUGCCAGCGAUGAAUAUACAGCCUUUAGGAAAAGGAUGAUGCUUGCUUACCGCUUCAGACCUAAUCCACUGAAUAAUCCAAGGAGACCUUACUACUGAGCUUGUAAAUGGAGAGGUCCUUUGAAAAUUAUGAGAUCUUUUUUUCAUCAUACAAUUAUCACUUGAUCUUGGAUUUCCUGCUCUGAAAGUUCUUACUGAUGUAAUCUCCAGUUCUAUAUGCACUAAAAAGUAGCAUUAUGAAUAGAGGCACAUCAUCACGGUCUCUAUGGUCUAUGAAUAUCCAAUUAGCUGAACUUUUUAAAGUCUUGAUUAAAGCUGGUUUAACAGAAGCAGACCUAUGAAAACAGCUUAUUGUGUAAGUGAAAGUUACACUUAGGGAAUUAGACAUGGCUAUUCUCAAGUGUGUUUAUAUUUGUCCAGUGCUGCUGCAUUUUUUUACAACAAAUUAACCCUUACCUAGAAGUGGGGGGGGGUCAAUUUGACAACAUAUUUUGUCACUAUAUUUUUUUUAUCGCGCCACUCCUGGACUUUUUAUUUUAAGACUUGCGCAUCUUUUGAGACCAAAUUUGCGAACCCCAGGUACGCGAUUCCUAAAUUACGCCACAUUUCGUAAGUGCAUGUCAGACCCCAAAUUGCUCAAAAACGUGAUUCCGUGUACAAAGUCAAAGCAAAUUAUAUUU